GUUGCCGCGGCCUCGCCCACCUCCAGCUCGGGCAGCUCCUCGCGGGGCACGGAGCGGCCUCGCUCGCUCAAGCGGGGCUCCAAGCCCUCGGCGUCCUCCGCGUCGCUGGAGAAGCGCAUGAAGAUGGUGUCCCAGGGCAUCACCCAGCGCUUCCGGCUGUCUCGGGACAAGAAGGUGGCCAAGUCGCUGGCCGUCAUCGUGAGCAUCUUCGGGCUCUGCUGGGCCCCGUACACGCUCCUGAUGAUCAUCCGGGCCGCCUGCCACGGCCGCUGCGUCCCUGACUACUGGUACGAGACGUCCUUCUGGCUGCUGUGGGCCAACUCGGCCGUCAACCCCGUCCUGUACCCGCUGUGCCACUACAGCUUUCGCCGCGCCUUCACCAAGCUGCUCUGCCCCCAGAAGCUCAAGAUCCAGCCGCACAGCUCACUGGAGCGCUGCUGGAAGUGAGCCAGCCCCCCGUGGGCCCCGGGAUGCCGGGCAGGGGGCCCUCCCGCCGCCCCCCCCCCAGGCUCUGGCCACGCCGGCGCCCAGCGAGCCACCCCCAGGUGUGAGCCACGCCUUGUCUCUAGCCCGCCCUAAAUGCCUCGGCAGAAUCUCUCAGACCCUCUGCCUGCGGUGGAGGCAGCUUGGCGGGCCGGCCAGAGGGGCCCUUGCUGCCCGACCCGGAACUUGGCGGCCCGCCCCACCUCG
Messenger RNA from Suricata suricatta (meerkat), 690 nucleotides. RefSeq names its product histamine H3 receptor. Gene Ontology annotation, cellular component: membrane. Gene Ontology annotation, molecular function: histamine receptor activity. Gene Ontology annotation, biological process: adenylate cyclase-activating adrenergic receptor signaling pathway. The annotation marks the transcript as partial. Lineage: Eukaryota; Metazoa; Chordata; Mammalia; Carnivora; Herpestidae. The record is from RefSeq and is a predicted model, not a curated record. The transcript has a single exon.